Molecule: messenger RNA, 1347 nt
Organism: Brassica oleracea var. oleracea
Lineage: Eukaryota; Viridiplantae; Streptophyta; Magnoliopsida; Brassicales; Brassicaceae
Product: 21 kDa seed protein-like
Exons: 1
Coding region: 96-695 (199 amino acids)
Molecular function (GO): endopeptidase inhibitor activity
Source: RefSeq, a predicted model, not a curated record
ACAAAGCUGUAUAUGCAUGUACGAUCAUCCUUUGUAUAACCGCUUACAUUAGCUCAUAUUUUCAUUCAAAUCAAAUAUAUAAACACAAAUAACACAUGAGCCCUAUAUUUUACUUCCUUCUUGCCUUAACCGCUGUUUUAGCCGCGAGGGCUAACGCCGGGGGAGCAGUUCGCGACAGUGAUGGUGAUAUCAUAUCCCGUGGCAGUUACUACGUUAAACCCGCCUUCCUUAGUGAAGGUGGAGGCGGCCUGAGCCUCACCCACAGUGGUGACAGCCCAUGUCCCCUCUAUAUCGGGCAGGAAUGGUCAAGGCUCGACUGGGGCAUUCCCGUAAAAUUCUCAAACUGGAAAUCUAGAGUUGGGUUCGUUCCCGAAUCAGAGAACCUCAACAUUGAGAUGGACGUCAAAGCUACGGUCUGCGUCAAGUCAACCUACUGGUGGCUCUCGGCGGACAAGGGCAGUAAGACGUGGCUGGAGGCUGGUCCGAAGCCAGAUGAUCAGCCUGGACAAGAUUCGUGGAGGAGUUUCUUCCAGAUCAAGAAAGCCGAUGGAGGAAUACUUAGGGGUUACAAUAUUGCGUUUUGUCCUAACGAUAGCGAUUGCAUCGAUGUCAGUGUAUAUUUGGAAAGAACUACCGGUUGGCGUUUGGGUUUAGGACCUAUACCAAUCGAGGUUGAGUUCGUAAAAAGCUACUAGGACAGAGACUUUGUCCAAGACUAUGUCUAUUAUCUGAGAGAUAAGUGUUAUAACUCAAGACUAAUAAUAAAAACUCUUAUCUUGUGUUUCUCUGUUUGCUUUGUUCAUCGUACCUGGAUUUAGUAACAUUUUGUGGUGAACGACACUUAGCUCUGAUCAACGAUGAGGCUUUGCUUGUUAAGUUCCAGAAGGCUCAUGAUGAACCAGCGAAAACUAAGAAACUGGCCUCUUGAAUAAUGGUUGGAAUAAUACCAACAACCUGCAUUCAUUUUGAUUUUUUUCUUUGUGUUUGAUCAGUUUGUCAUGUGCGUUUGAUUUGUUUAAGGAUCCUGCUUGUUUUCAAAUCAACUACAUAGUUUAUAAUCAAGUGGAAGUACUUGCAAAACCAUAUGGUUACAAAUUUGAUUCAAAUGGGUGCGAUAGACAAAAUAAGUUAAAAUUAAUGGAAGCAGACUUUUAUUACUAAUCAAUUUGUACUCGCAAAAGCACGACGUCAAUUAAUAAAGAGAACUCGCAAAACACAGUGCCAGUUUAUUACGAGUAAAUAUGGGGAAAUUGCCAAACAUACCAUUUUUCAUCUUUGCAUUAAAAUUUUUUUAAUGAAAUAUCAUGAUAAGAUUCCAAUAAAUUCUUUUUGAAUUUGUUCGAAGAG